UCACAAACUUAACCACAGAAAGGGAACUGUCGUCACCAGUAACAGCUCAGCUCUAACAAGGAAAAGCUUUGAGAACGGUUCCUGUUUCUUCAGAUCAGACGGAGAAUGGCUCUGCUGGAGUUGAUCGUCAUUUUGGUGCUUCAGUUUGGGGUGGGCAACGGUCAAGAAAAGAUUUACCACAUCUUCCAACCUGAACAAGACGUCACCCUGCCCUGUGGCUCUCCGUCAUCCUCUGGACCUCUACAGUGCUCUAAAAUUUUAUGGCUUUUUAACAGAGAUUUUUCAGAGACCUUUGUUGAGUCAAGAAGAGGAACAGUUAAUCGGAAGUCACUCCGAGCUGACCGGCUGAGUUUGGAUGCAAACUGUUCUUUGGUCAUUAAACGUGUCACUGCAGAGGAUGUUGGUCUCUACACGUGUCGACAAAGGGAUUUUCAUCAUUAUGAUGUCAGUGUGUAUCUCAGUCUUUUUACAAUCUUUCCGACACCUACUGACUCCGAUUCAAGGAGCAGCAGUGAUGUCAGAUUAGAGUGUUCUCUGCUGAGAUACAGAGGUUUGAGUUCUUGUCAACCAAACAGCCUCCGCUGGGUGGAUGAGACAGGAGCUGUGAUUACUGACGGUGUUACAAAGAGUUCCAGACAUGCAGACUGUUUCUCUGACCUGAAAGCCAUGUGGAUCGGCAACAAUAAGACAUUCACCUGCCAGUCUGUUAACCAGGAGAACAAUGUGGAGAUACAGGCUGACUACACACCUUUGGUCAAGGGAACUCAGAGAAACACCACCGUUAAAGCCGACAUCAUGCUACUGGUGGAUGGCUCAUGGAGUAUUGGCCGCACAAACUUCAGAACUAUCCGCAGCUUUAUCGCUCGUAUAGUUGCAGCGUUCGACAUCGGCCCUGACACAGUUCAGAUUGGUCUGGCUCAGUACAGUGGAGACCCAGAGACAGAGUGGCACCUGAAUGCCCACAAAACCAAGGAAUCCCUGCUGAAUGCUGUUGCCAACCUGCCAUACAAAGGAGGAAGCACCAUGACAGGACUGGCUCUGAACUACAUCCUGAACAACAACUUCAAACCUGAGGUUGGGAUGCGAGAGGACUCCCAUAAACUUGGCAUCCUCCUCACUGAUGGAAAGUCCCAGGACAAUGUCAUCAUGGUGUCACAAACCCUGAGGGCUAAAGGCAUAGAGCUGUAUGCUAUUGGUGUGAAAAAUGCUGAUGUGAAUGAGUUGAAGUCCAUCGCUUCUGACCCACAUGAAACCCACGUGUACCACGUCUGGGGCUUCAGUCAUCUGCUGGACAUUGUCGACAAUCUCACUGACAACCUGUUUAACAGCAUCAAGGGUCCAGUAGGUUGCAGUAGAGAAGACUUCUAUCACUUCUCCCAACCUGAACAAGUCAUCACUCUGCCCUGUGGUGCUCCGUCCCCCUCUGGCCGUGUACAAUGCUCUGAAACGUCUUGGUUUUACAGCAGAACUCCGUCAAAUGCUUUAAUUGAGGCAAAUGAAGGAAAGACUAAUCCGAGGUCGCUCCGAGCUGGUCGGCUGAGUUUGGACGCCAACUGUUUUUUAGUCAUCAAACGUGUCACUGCUGAGGAUGUUGGUCUCUACACGUGUCGCCGGGGUGAUUCUGAGCGUUAUGAUGUCAGUGUGUAUCUCAGUCUUAUCAAAGUCUCUUCAAAAGCAGCAGACUUUGAUCCAUCGAGGAACGAUGAAAUCGCAUUAGAGUGCUCCCUGUUGAGCUACAGAGGUCUUCGCCUAUGCCGACCAAACGGUCUUCGCUGGGUGAAUGAGACAGGAGCUGUGAUGACUGACGGUGUUACAAAGACUUUCAGAGAUGAAAGCUGUUUCUCUGACCUGAAUGUGACCCACCAGAGCGGCUACAACAGGAAAUUCACCUGCCAGUUUGUCAACAAGGAGAACAAUGUGGAGAUACAGGCCAACUACACACCUGUACACACAGGGAGCAACAGUCGAGCAAACCUCUAUCGCUUCUCCCAACUUGAACAAGCCGUUACCCUGUCCUGUGACACUCCAUCACCCUCUGGACCUCUACAAUGCUCCAACAUUUCAUGGCUUUAUAGCAGAGCUUUAUCAAAUGCUUUAAGGGAGACUAAUGGAGGAAAGAUUAAUCCGAGGUCCCUCCGAGCUGGUCGGCUGAGUUUGGACACGAACUGUUCUUUGGUUAUCAACCGUGUUACCACUGAGGACGUUGGUCUCUACACGUGUCGACGGGGUGAUUCUGAUCAUUACGAUGUCAAUGUGUAUCUCAGUGUUUUCACAGUCUCUCUGAUACCAGAAGAUCUAAGACGCACUGAUGAACUCACAUUAGAGUGCUCUCUGCUCAAAGACAGAGAUCUCCAUUCUUGUCAACCAAACAGUCUCCGCUGGGUGAGUGAGACAGGAGCUGUGAUUACGGACGGUGUUACAGAGAGUUUCAAAGAUGAAGACUGUUUAUCUUCUCUAAAUGUGAUGCGUCAGAGCAGCAACAAGACAUUCACCUGCCAGUUUGUUAACCAGGAGGGCAUGGUGGAGAUACAGGCCAACUACACACCUGUCUUCACAGACUGGUCUCCUCUGAGCUCCAUCAUGCUUGUUCUGCGUAUUUCAGCUCUUGUUUUGAUGAUCUUGAGCACUGUUUUGGUCUUCAACCUUAGAGGUAGCAUCAAACCACCUUGUAAAAUGCAUGAGGAUGUCAUUGAAGCUGACUAUGAAAAUGCAUUUGGUGCUGCUUCCAUUGAACUGCAACAACUUCAUGAUUAAGUCAAGAGCAAGUCAAAUAUCAUCGUAGUCACUCUGCAGCAGUGAUCAUCAACGGGUGGCUCAGGGGAGGGGAAAACAUCAAGCCCCCCACAUCCUCCCAUCCGGCCCCCAGAGCAUCACCAAGUUCAGAACAUGUGCAGAGGAAAAGAUAUGUUGUAGUAUUUUUAGUUUAGAGUUUAAUGAAUCUACCAGGAUGCUCUUCCACCGUUACAACCCUCUGAGGCUUACUGAGUACAACUACCUGCAGAAUGCUUGUACAAUGUACCAAGUUUUCCAUAAACAAAACGACAAACUAAGUAACCUCAUUCCAAUCUUUCUACCAAAGCACAGUUACACAGCCAGGAGCAAAAAUAAAAUCACUGGGGAAAAAAAACGUAGGCUACAGUGCACUAGCUUCAGCAUUGUCUGCAGAGGACCACAGAUUUGGAAUGAGCUUACAGAGAAACUGAAAAUGUCACAUACAAGAAAAAUCUAAAAAAGCAACUUCCAUCAUUGUAUGUCUAAUCUACUGCUUAUAUGAACCAUCUUGUCUUUGAAAAUCACCUGUCAUAUUAUUCCACCUAUCCAUCUUUCUAGACAUAUAUGUAUCCAUUAUUGUACAUCUGUAUGAACCAACAAACCUAAUCCAACCAGAUCACUGGGACUGUGUUUUUUUGUUUUGUUUUGUUUUGUAUGUCUACCUUAUGUCUGGUGUACGCUGUUAUAUCUUACACAUAUUUGUUGUUUGUUAUCUGUAGAAAAUCGGGCCCCCUUUUAAAAGCUUUAAAUAGCUUCCUUGGAGUUUGUUGCUGCAAAUGUUAUAGAUUGUUUAAUCGUUGCUUGUGUGUGACCUGCUGAACUUGUUGAACUUGAACUUUUUCUAAAUAAGCUCCCAACAGCUUUUGAAACAACUCCACAUGACUUUAUGUUUGAUCCAUUUUUCAGAAAACCACUUGUCAGAUGUUACUAGCAAAUAUUAUGCAUGUUAAGCACAAAUAUAUCAGUCCAUUCCUGAUAAAACUGCUAUUUCAUUUGUUAACUUUUGGCUUCAGGAAUAUUCAGCGAAAAUUUGUUAAUCGCCCCCUUGUGGCUGACUGUGAUAAAUAGGAUUGAUCUCAUUGUUAGAGCCUAACAAUUACAUACAUUUGAAAGAAGUUACAAUAUUUCAAAUAAAAAGAUUCCAUUCUACACUCUUUGCAAGAAAAAUUAAUUUUGAAAUUUUUGUGGAACUUCAUGUGUUUAUGUGUGUUUAAAAAAAUUUCUGCUUUUUUUUUUCUCCUCAAAAAUGAGGUAUAAUUUCAUGCAAAUGAUGUCUAUCAUGCCAUAGAUUACAAAAAUGUGUGUAGCAUUUAUGUUAACAUGUUGGAAACAAGUUGACUAAAAGGUGCUACUCAGAACUGUGUAAACAUUUUAUACCUCACGCUUUAUAAACAGUCAAACAAGACCAGGUCAAUUUGACCCAGGAGGACAACAGGUGUGACUAUUUGCUGCCUUUAAAAAAAUAGAAAUGGUUUUAAAACAAUAUUCAAACUAAACUUUGACAUAUACCAAAC
Molecule: messenger RNA, 4286 nt
Organism: Cheilinus undulatus (humphead wrasse)
Lineage: Eukaryota; Metazoa; Chordata; Actinopteri; Labriformes; Labridae
Exons: 14
Coding region: 106-2754 (882 amino acids)
Biological process (GO): endodermal cell differentiation
Source: RefSeq, a predicted model, not a curated record